Messenger RNA from Caenorhabditis remanei, 363 nucleotides. RefSeq lists its product as uncharacterized. The record is from RefSeq and is a predicted model, not a curated record. Lineage: Eukaryota; Metazoa; Nematoda; Chromadorea; Rhabditida; Rhabditidae. The transcript has a single exon. Bases 1 to 363 code for a protein of 120 amino acids.
AUGAAGAGCCUUAUCGAUAUCCUUCGUCAUGACACCAGCAGCCAAUCCAUAGAUCGUGUUGUUCGCCUUCUCAACCAACUCCUCCAUCGAAUCGAAUCGAAUGAUACUCAUGACGGGACCGAAGAUCUCCUCCUGGGCGAUCGUCAUCUGAUCUUUGACGUUGGCGAAGAUCGUCGGCUUCACAAAGUGUCCUUGGUCGCCGUGUUUCACACCUCCAGUCACCAGUUGGGCACCGUCUUUCUUUCCGGCGGCGAUGUACUUCAGGAUGGUUUCAACCUGGAAAAUUGGACGUUUUUGACAAUUACAAUUGAUGAAAAAAGUCAUUUUUCAAAUGAUUUUUCUGAAUUCGGUAUGUCUGUCUGA